UUGGAGAUGGUCCCUGGUUCCAUUUGUAUCAACCCAAAAGUUUAUGGAGUUGAUUUGAAUUUGAAUCAAUUAAGUUUACUAAUUAUCUAAAGUAUUACUUUGUCUAGAUUGACAAUUAAUUAUCAAUUGUUCUCACCUUGUUCAUUAGCUCUUUGAUAAAUUACCAUGGACAUAAGUCCAUCUUCCAGUCCUCUUGGAAUUGAUUCUAUCAUCACUGAUGAUAGCAGGAAAAGAAGUAACCAAGAAAAUUCUACCAACGGUCAAACGGAUAUAUCCAAACGGGUUAAACGUGAAGAAGAUGCCGCUCAGAUAAACCCAUGGAAGAAGAUGAUGAUGAUGAUCAAUUAGAUUAUGGUGAUGACAUUACCGAAGAGCUGCCGAAUACUGUCUACCUUGAGCUUCUUAAGCCUGAUGUUUCUUUGGAAAAAUUUGGUAUCCCGGUUACUAUAGACAAAUUCAUUUCCUCUAUAAUCUAUUUUGAUCCAACUUUUCAUGGAGCUAAAAAUUUCCCUGAAGUUAUGAACGUUAAAUCUAAAUUACGUAGUGUCACCGGAAAACUGACCUUCGAAUCACUUGACAUAUACUGUCUUUACUAUCUUCCAGUUGUCAUGUAUUCCUUUUGUAGGUUGAUGUCCAAAGCACUUGACCAGAAGAAAGAUAUUCUCAAAGAAAAUCCAACCAAAUAUUAUGAAGAUGUUUACAUCUUGAUGAAGGAAGAAUUUCAUUCGCAGAUCGAUUUUAAAUUGGUUAAAUUCCGCCCGAAACAUGAAUUCGAAGGUCCCCAGGCUGGUGAUUUAGCUUUCAUUCGCGCUAAAUGUAUUCGAUAUCCCGAAGAUACCGACGGAACAUUUGAAGAAAACUAUCACUUUGGACUCUUUUUAUCAAGCCAAACCCGUGUCGUUAAACCGGAAGUCUAUGCAAUCGAACACGCAAUAGUCAACAAUUACCCAGCGGAAGAACGAGGUGACCUUAUCUGCGAAGAGAGUAUUGUCCGUGUUCGUCAUGUAAAUUCACUCUUUCUAAGAAACGAUUACCAAUUAGCGAUAUUUAAACUAGUCAACUGUCUAUUCCACAUGCUCCAAGCUAAGGCUCUUUACUUGCUCGGUGCUAAUCCUUGUCAAGAACAUUUUCUAAAUCCUGUUAUGGUGAUUAAAAAUUCUGGAGUAACAAUCGAAGAGAAUUUGCAACUUCCACCAGAAGAUUUGGACACCAUUCAGAAAGCGAUCGAUCUUGUUGGUCAAAGUGACUCUUCAUCCUCUUGUUUCCUCGCCAUCGAUUUCACGGAUCCAAGUCGCUACAAUAAUCUACUCGAGCCGAUCCUCAAACAAAUGAUCUUAAAUGUACCUUUCUUCAGGAGUAAAGAAACCGAAUCAACUCCAAUUUUAAUCAUUUCCAAAUGUCCAGAUUCACUAAAACAAUUGUACGAAAAUUUGAUUCGUGACGAUUAUUUUGGUGAGAACGGAGUCAUUUUAGAUCCAAGUCCAGCUGAAUCAGCUCAAGUUGACGCUAAACUAAUUUCGCUAUUUCAAAAUCAUAUGUCGACUCUAACUCACGAUAAAGAAGCCAAACAGAAAGGAAGCGAAAGAUACACCAAGUGUAUCGAAUAUUUGGAAAAAAAUCGCUCACUCGAUGACCUUAAAGCUCAAUGGGUUGUUGAUAUGCAAAGAACACGAAAAGAAGUCAAAAGAAGAUUAAUCAGAAAAUGUAAAAUUAUUCUAACCAAUUUAGAUAAUAUUUGUAAAGAUGAUCAAUAUUUGAUCAACUUUAAUGCAAAGGCCUUCGGUCAACAUCGUAUUUUGUGCUGUGUCUUACUCGAUGCUCAUCAAUUUACCGAAACGGAAACAGUUUGUCUAACCAAUUUUGGAAUAACCAAAUUCAUUCUCUUUGGAAAUUCAUCAAUCGAAUUGCCUGAGGAAGAACAAUUAACACCAAAAGGAUUAGACAGAUCACUUUUACAUCGAUUACAGAUGAUUGACGCUCGUAAUCAAGAUAAAUCGCCUUACACAUCAUACGUUAAACGUUGAACCAGUUCAAUGAAUCAACACAAUCAGAAGCAAAUUAAUCAAUCAUCAAAACAUUUUCCACUUAACUCAUUCAAUACCAAGAUGAUUAACAUUUUGUAAUUGUUGUUGCCUUAACACCAAAAGCUACAACCGAUUAUAAAUUCAAUUCUGAUAAUUUCUCUAAUUAUUUAAUGAAACAAACAAAUUGUUCCAAAUCAAAGAUCUCCUCCUAACUGAAUCUCAUUAUUUUUAUACAAAACAAAAUUUAAUCAUCAAAAUGUGUUCACUUAAUUGUUGAAAAGAAUCACCAAGAAAUAAAGACAAACCUUUAGGUUAAUCAA
Panonychus citri (citrus red mite) is the source of this 2344-nucleotide messenger RNA. RefSeq lists its product as uncharacterized. The coding region runs from base 318 to 2024 and encodes 568 amino acids. The transcript is spliced from 2 exons. Lineage: Eukaryota; Metazoa; Arthropoda; Arachnida; Trombidiformes; Tetranychidae. The record is from RefSeq and is a predicted model, not a curated record.